AUUUGGAAUAUAUUUUCAAUAAGUCAAAUAUAUAUUUAUUUCUAGUCUAGAUAGAGUUCUUUAUUUACACUAGUGACCAAUAGUAGUCAUAGUUUGAUUGAAUUAAAGUAGCAACUUAAAUGAAAAAAUGGAGGAUGUAUCAAAUGUGUAUUUAACCGAUUUUAUCCCUUCAAUAUACACGUCUCCGUGUACUAUGCACUACACACAAAACGGCAAGGAGAGGAAAUGGGACAUAUUCGCAGAACGCAAUGGAGUAAUCAUUUUAUACAACAAAACGAGAGACGUAUUGAUCCUAGUCAAACAAUUCAGAGCCUCGGUUUAUUUACACAAAAUACCGGAAAAGGACAGGAAGGGUCACAUCGAUGUCCACAAGUAUCCCCCAAAGCUAGGAGUGACCUUAGAGUGGUGUGCAGGACUCGAGGAUAAGGAGAUUUCGACCGAGGAAGUCGCACAGGAGGAGAUAUUAGAAGAGUGCGGGUACAGAGUAAAGCUAAACCAAUUGGAGAAAAUAGGAACUAUUAAAAACUUGUCAGUUACUACCGGGGCGAGAUCCACCUUCUACUACUGUGAGGUUACCGACGAUAUGAUCCAUAACGAAGGGGGAGGCGAGGAUGGUGAAAACGUGGAGGUUAUAGAAAUGCCGGUAAAGGACGUUAUAAAAUAUGCUAGUAACAAGGAGUACGUUGGUUCGCCGAUUAAUUUUAUGUACGGUUUGUACUGGUUUUUGUACAAUAAAUACAAUAAAACGUAGUAUUAAGGAUUGUGAUUUUGUAACGGUUGCUCAUACAAAUUUUAUU
Messenger RNA from Anoplophora glabripennis (Asian longhorned beetle), 797 nucleotides. Its product is annotated as uridine diphosphate glucose pyrophosphatase-like. Gene Ontology annotation, molecular function: metal ion binding; UDP-sugar diphosphatase activity. The transcript has a single exon. Bases 128 to 751 code for a protein of 207 amino acids. The record is from RefSeq and is a predicted model, not a curated record. Gene Ontology annotation, biological process: ribose phosphate metabolic process; nucleoside phosphate metabolic process. Lineage: Eukaryota; Metazoa; Arthropoda; Insecta; Coleoptera; Cerambycidae.